AUGACAGAGGAGGAUCUUCUGUUGAAGCUUCGCACGACGAUCAAGGAACCUCAUGCAGCCAUCCAUCGUUUGAACCUCUCGCGAAUCGCCCUCUGUGUGCCUCCGCAGGUUGACAGACCUACCCUUUACGCGCUGGGUAUAUCGCGCUACGCUGAGAUCUUCUACGGAUUGGAAGAAGAGUGGGUCGCGUUUAUUGGGGACCCGUCUGAUUGGAUCGAUCAAGAUUCCGAUCAUCGUAUCCCCUCAUGUCUGCAGGACAGAACAGAGCGCGUCAGAGCUUUGCUCCGCCAACUUUACUUGCCGGAACUCCUUCGCACUAGAUCUCUCCGGGCUGAUCUAGCUUUUCUUGAGUCUAUGGAUCCCGCAAAUAUGGAAUUCCUUCACGGUCACAAUGCUGGAAUGGAUGUGAGGAAAUAUCUUCAUCAGCUUGUCGCGAAGACGCCGCACCUUCUCGUGGCAUGGAUUUGGAUCCUUUACUCUGCUAUUUUAUACGGAGGACGAGAGAUUCGCGCUCAUCUUAUCAAAGCGGGCCCACAGUUCUGGGAUCUCUCUGCAGCGGAAAUUAAAGCGAAGCGGACGCCUUGUCCGCUUUCCUUCUGGCAUAUCGAGGAUGAUACCGUCAUCAAAACAAAAUUCCGGUCGCUGAUCACACGUGUUGAUUGCUUGCUGACUCGAGAAGAACAUCAGGCGAUCCUCGAUGAGUCGCUACAGAUAUUCCAAAAGCUUGAGCAGCUAACGUUAAGUUUAGAUGAGGAGGCGGAAGGUUUCCCACGGUAA
Penicillium malachiteum is the source of this 777-nucleotide messenger RNA. Its product is annotated as biliverdin-producing heme oxygenase. The record is from RefSeq and is a predicted model, not a curated record. NCBI's taxonomy places the organism in Eukaryota, Fungi, Ascomycota, Eurotiomycetes, Eurotiales, Aspergillaceae. Gene Ontology annotation, molecular function: heme oxygenase (decyclizing) activity. Gene Ontology annotation, biological process: heme oxidation. The transcript is spliced from 2 exons. The coding region runs from base 1 to 777 and encodes 258 amino acids.